UCACGAUUUCCCCUUUCUCCCUCCAGCCGCCAUGGAGUUCUCCGAGCUGAUCAAAACGGCGACGGUGGAGAGCGUGCUGCUGUCGUGCGCGGGGCAACCGGCGGUGAAGGGCACUCUGUGCAUCACCAGCCACCACCUGCUGCUCUCUUCCUGCCCCGGCGGCGAAGGGCAGCCCAGCGCCGUGGAGCUCUGGCUGCUCAUCCGCAACGUGGACGCCGUGGAGAAGAGAGUGCAGAAUGUAGGCUGGUAUCAGCCACCCCGCAGCGGCGGCUCCCCGCGGGAUGACAGGCUGGCCGGCUCCUCCGGCACCAUCACGCUGCGCUGCAAGGACCUGAAGGUGCUGCAGCUGGAGAUCCCGGGCAUGGAGGAGUGCCUGAACAUCGCCAGCUCCAUCGAGGCCCUCUCCUCGGUGGACUCUGUGAUGAUGAUGUAUCCCUUCUUCCACCGGCCUCAGAGCCUGCGGCUGGAGGAGGGGUGGCCGCGGCUCCCCAUGGAGCAGCACUUCCAGCAAAUCGCCACGCAGACCACCCAGUGGCGGCUGAGCGACGUGAACCAGGACUUCGCCGUCUGCGCCACGUACCCUCCGGCUGUCAUCGUGCCGGCGGCCGUGAGCGAGGAGACCCUGCGGAGGGCAGCCCGGUUCCGGCAGGGCGGGCGCUUCCCCGUCCUCAGCUACUAUCACACCAGGAACGGCACCGCGAUGCUCCGCAGCGGGCAGCCGCUGACCGGCCCCAACCGCAAGCGCUGCCCCGAGGAUGAGAUGCUGCUGGGGUCGGUGCUGGACGAGGGCGAGCGGGGCUUCAUCAUCGACACGCGCUCAGCCCAGACGGCCAAACAGGCGCGGAUGACGGGAGGCGGCACGGAGCCCAAAUCCUCGUACCCGCAGUGGAAGAGGCUGCAUCGGCCGCUGGAGCGUGGCCGCCCGCUGCAGGAGAGCUUCAUCAAGCUGGUGGAGGCCUGCAACGACGCUUCGCUGGGCAUGGACCGCUGGCUGGGCCGGCUGGAGAGCUGCCGCUGGCUGAGCCACGUUAAGGCGGCCCUCAGCACGGCCUGUUUGGCUGCGCAGUGCCUGGACAGGGAGGAGAGCUGCGUGCUGGUGCACGGAGCAGAGGGCACAGACACCACGCUGCUGGUGACAGCGCUGGCGCAGGUGAUCCUGGAUCCAGGCUGCCGCACACUGAAGGGCUUCCAGGAGCUGCUGGAGAGGGAGUGGAUCCAGGCUGGCCAUCCCUUCCACCUGCGCUGUGCCCGCUCUGCCUACUCACACGCGCGGCUGAAGCAGGAGGCACCGCUCUUCCUCCUCUUCCUCGACUGCGUGUGGCAGCUGAGCCGGCAGUUCCCCUUCUCGCUGGAGUUCAGCGAGGGGCUGCUCCUCACCCUCUUUGACAACGCCUACGCCUCCGACUAUGGCACUUUCCUCUGCAACAAUGAGAAGGAGAGGUGUCUGUGCAAAGUGAAGGAGAGCACGCACUCCCUCUGGGCCUGGCUGGACCAGCCUGAGGAGAGGAAGAAGUACCUGAACCCCCUCUACUCGCCCAACCCGCUGGUCAUCUGGCCCUCAGUGGAGCCCCAGAGCAUCCAGCUGUGGCAAGGUUUGUUCUUUCGCUGGAUCCGCUCAUCCCAGUACCUGGAUGAGGCGUGGGCAGAGAUAUGGCAGUUGGUGGAGGGCAGCAACACGGCUGUCAAGGAGAGCACAGAGAACAGACUGAGCCGCUCGCUUUCCGACCCCGCUGCCCGGCUGGAGAACGAAAGAUGAGCGGCAGCACGAGCACCACGUCCUGGAGAUCAUCCCCCAUCACCAGGGCUGAUGCACCAAGGCAGUGCUGCGGCUCUGCAGGAAGCGCUGUGCGGGACACACACCCUGCAGAGCCCCGAGGAGCCUGCACAGAGCAGAGCUGUAGGGCCAUCCCUGGGAGAGGGGGACGGACUCAAGCGAGCUUCCUGUCAGCCACGCAGCCUGAGCACAUCACAGUAAAGUGGUCUCUCUCUCACAGUUUGCUCCUGCUUUCCAUGUGUGUUCUCUGGCCAGAGCUGGGCUGUUCCUGCUCUGCUCCGUGGUGGGAUUUCAGCAGCUCUCGUACCUGGACCUGGCAGCAGGACGCCCAAGUGCCCAGCAGCUCUUGCUGCAAUGUAUCUGGCCCGUGGGCCCUGCCCUGUGCCCAAGGUGUGGUUGGCACAGCAAAGUCUAAGCAGCAGAACACACUAAGCCCACGCCAUUAGUCUCUCCAUAAAGGGCAUGCUGGCUGCAGGUUGUGUUGUAUCAGUCGCUCCAAGCUGGAAGCCAGCCUGGGAGAUCUGCCCUUGAACCCAGUUUCAAGGAAGGAAGGACAGAAACCACCCCUCCAGCCAGCAAGACAGAGGGACGGGGUCUGGAAGGAUGAGGAUUUGCAACACAACCCUCCUAGUGCAGGAAAUAACUGUUCCAUGAGGAAAGUUGGCUCAGAGUCCGCCCAGCAAAUAAACAAAGCACUUGAACUGA
Messenger RNA from Meleagris gallopavo (turkey), 2479 nucleotides. Lineage: Eukaryota; Metazoa; Chordata; Aves; Galliformes; Phasianidae. The record is from RefSeq and is a predicted model, not a curated record.